GCUGAGCUCGGGGCCGUUUGUCCGCCUGGCCGUUUCGGCGCUUUGCCAAGCCCUCCGUCGUCCAACUAUUUUGGACACUACUGGGCCGCCAGAACUCAUCCAGUUUGGUCCCAUCAACCGGCUUUACCCUGCAAUGUCACCCUCCUUCCCGUUCAGUCCACGGCCUGUCAACCUUGACUGUUCCCAUCCAGCCCUUGUCGUUCGAGACCCAAGGAGGCAAGGAUCACAGAACGCUAACGCAGACCCCAACGGAUACCAUGCUGCGCGGGUGCAGGCACCAGGACGUUGCCGGGACAGGUGGGUUCCCGGAGCAGACCUCGCCGGUUCGUUAUGAAUGCCCCUCACGCCGCCCAAGAGCCGGGAGGCUCUCCUCUGCCGCUUUUCGAUUCCGCCCGGACCCCAUCGAACUCGAACUGAAUCCGAACCGACACCACAGAGGCUUCACAUCGAGGAGGGCAAAGGGUGCAGGUUGCGAUGGCGUCAUCAAAAAUCAGGCCGGACUCGGCUUCGGCUGAGUUCGAGGUGGUUCACGAAACGCCCCGGUUCCAGAGGGUGUACUGGACGAAGGAACCGCAUCUCCGGAAGCUUUACGGCAUGGCCAUCAUUCUCAUGGUGGCUUCGGCGACGACCGGGUACGAUGGCAUGCUCGUCAACACGUCGCAGCAGAUCGACGCCUGGAACUGGUUCUUCUUCCCGGAGCUCAAGGACAAUCCGAACCUCAAAGACCCCGUGCUCGACAGCAAGCUCGCCAUCCUAGUCAACAUGUUCAAUAUCGGUUCGAUCGUGUCUUUCUUCAUUACGCCCUACGUCGCCGACAACUACGGCCGCCGGCCAGCUAUCAUCGGUGGCUGCCUCUUCAUGAUUGCCGGCGGGUUCCUGACGGCCUUCUGCAACGGCUAUGGGAUGUAUAUGGGCGGCCGCUUCGUCCUCGGCUUCGGCAACUCGCUCGCCCAAAUGGCCUCGCCGCUCUUGUUGACCGAGAUCUGCCACCCGCAACAUCGCGGCCCUGUAACGGCCAUUUACAACUGCCUGUGGAACGCCGGCGCGCUGUUGGUAUCCUGCAUCGCCUGGGGUACCGCCAACGUGAAGACCGCGUGGUCAUGGCGGUCCAUCACGCUCAUUCAGGUCGUGCCGUCCCUCAUCCAGCUCGCCGGCAUAUGGUGGAUCCCCGAGUCGCCCCGUUACCUCGUCAACAAAGAGCGCCACCAGGAGGCGCUGCACAUCUUGACCAAGUGGCACGCCGGCGGUGACCCGCACAAUGCGACGGUGCAGUUCGAGUUCCGCGAGAUCCGCGAGACCAUCCGCAUCCAGAAGGAGACGGAGCGCUCCACCAAAUACCGCGACUUCUUGCGCACUCGCGGCAACCGCUGGCGACUAGCCAUCAUCGUGUCCCUCGGCGUCAUCUCGCAGUACAGCGGCAACGCGCUCUUCUCCAACUACAUGAACGCUAUCUACCUCGGCGCUGGAAUCACUAACCAGAACCAAAAGUUGGCCAUGUCGACGGGCAAGACCCUUCUCGACCUGAUUGUCACCGUUGCCGCCGCGCUCAACGUAGACCGCUAUGGCCGCCGGCCGCUAUUCCUCGUUUCCAUGGUCGGCAUGGUGCUGUCCUUUGUUGCCUGGACCAUCACGGGUGCCAUCUAUGAGAACUCGGCGGAGCUCGACGUUCAGGCUGGCUAUGCCCAGCUCGUCUUCAUCUGGAUCUUUGGCGUGUUCUACGACAUUGGCUUCUCGGGCCUGCUGGUUGCCUACGCGCUAGAGAUCCUGCCCUUCCACCUGCGCGCCAAGGGCAUGAUGAUCAUGAACAUCACCGUGCAGGCCAUGCUAGCUAUUUCCAACCAAACCAACAAGAUCGCGUGGGAGCGCAUGCCGAAGCACUGGCACUUUAUGCUUUUCUACACCCUGUGGGAUCUUUGCGAGCUCGUUUUCGUUUGGUUCUUCUACGUCGAGACAAAGGGCCCGACGCUCGAGGAUAUUGCACGCAUCUUUGACGGUGAUGGCGCCGUCGCCCACAUUGAUAUGCACGAAGUGCAAAAGGACAUAUACGCCAUGGAGGACCGCGACCGCCACGAGCUGCCGGGGCGGGCGCUGUGAGUGGGCUUUUGUGGGUUUGGAGUCUGGCGCUGGGUUGCCAUGCGGCGUUGUCACGAUUGUUUUUAUGAUACCAUCUAUGUUAAUUGUCAUCGUUUAUAUCAUGCCCUCUAUGUUGC
Molecule: messenger RNA, 2210 nt
Organism: Chaetomium fimeti
Lineage: Eukaryota; Fungi; Ascomycota; Sordariomycetes; Sordariales; Chaetomiaceae
Product: sugar transporter-like protein
Exons: 3
Coding region: 475-2094 (539 amino acids)
Biological process (GO): carbohydrate transport; transmembrane transport
Cellular component (GO): membrane
Molecular function (GO): carbohydrate:proton symporter activity
Source: RefSeq, a predicted model, not a curated record